GCCGUAGUUGUUUGGAAAACGUGGGUGAAAUGUCAGAGUUACUGCACGUUUAGCCAACUCAGAAACGUUCAGACACAACUCCAAUAAAGUACACAAACCCACUUAUACACUACGCGGAAGACUACGAGGGCCAUGGCAGGUCUCCCUCCAUCAGUGGCGCGGGAGGCGGUGCUUAAGGAGAGCACGGCGCUGCCAGCGGACAUGUUGCGUAUCCGUGGUUACGACUUCAACCAGGGCCUGGACCACCGGGCGUUGCUGCAGUCAUUUCUGACCACCGGCUUCCAGGCCAGCAGCUUCGGCCUGGCCGUGCAGGAGAUCAACAAGAUGAUAGAGAAGCGUCUGGAGCCUGUAGAGGAGGAAGAAGGGGGGGCGGAGGAGGAGGAGGAGGAGGGCACUCCUGCCCCCAGGGGUCGAUCGGGCUGUACCAUCUUCCUGGGGUACACGUCCAACCUCAUCAGCUCUGGAGUCAGGGAGACCAUCCGCUACCUGGCCCAGCACAAAAUGGUGGAUGUGAUUGUGACGACAGCAGGUGGGGUGGAGGAGGACUUGAUUAAGUGUCUGGCCGCCACCUACCUGGGGGACUUCAGCCUACCAGGCAAAGAGCUGCGACAGAGAGGCAUCAACAGGAUAGGGAAUCUGCUGGUGCCCAAUGAUAACUACUGUAAGUUUGAGGACUGGCUGAUGCCCAUACUGGACCAGAUGGUGCACGAGCAGAAGACUGAGGGCAUCCACUGGACUCCAUCUAAGAUUAUCCACAGACUCGGAAAAGAGAUCAACAACCCAGAGUCCGUCUACUACUGGGCUUACAAGAACGACAUCCCAGUGUUCAGUCCAGCCCUGACGGACGGCUCUCUUGGGGACAUGAUCUACUUCCACUCCUACAAGAACCCGGGUCUGGUUAUCGACAUAGUGGAAGACAUCCGCAGGUUGAACAGUAAAGCGGUCUUUGCCAAGCGUACUGGAAUGAUCAUCCUGGGAGGUGGACUGGUCAAACAUCACAUCGCCAACGCCAACUUGAUGAGGAACGGUGCAGACUAUUCUGUGUAUGUGAACACUGGUCAGGAGUUUGACGGUUCGGAUUCUGGAGCUCGUCCUGAUGAAGCGGUCUCCUGGGGCAAGAUCCGCAUGGACGCCAAACCCGUCAAGGUGUAUGCUGAUGCCACUCUGAUUUUCCCUCUGUUGGUUGCGGAGACGUUUGCUCACCAUGCAGACAAGCUGAUCGCCGAGAAGAAAGAAUAGCACACACCCUGCUCUUCUCUGUUUAUGUGUGUAUGCAUGUGUGUGUGUGUGUGGGGGGGGGGUGAGGAAGAGAGAGAGUAUGUGUGUGUUGCAUAAAGUCUCUAAUCAUGCCUCGUAAGGGAGGUAUUGUUUUUUUUGUUUUUAAGAAGUCACCAAAGACAUGGUGUAAAUGCACUUUGUGAAUGUGUGUGUGUGAUACAACAUACAUGAAUUUAAACUUGUGUGUGAGUGAGUGAGUGAGUGAGUGAGUGAGUGAGUGUGUGUGUGUGUGUGUGUGUGUUUAAAGAGUGAUACAGUUCUGACAUGGUUGUAUUGUGGCUGUUUUCAAGUUGGACUGUUACAGGGAAUGCAGGCCUGCAAAAGGACAGGCCGACAUAAAACCUGCUUUAGAACCCCCAAACCAGCCCUGACCCUCCCUCAGAACCCCAAACCCAGACGGAUACAGAACAUCCUCUAGAACCCCCACCCCCACACCAGCCCUGACCCUCCCUUAGAACCCCCAAACCAGCCCUGACCCUCCCUUAGAACCCCCAAACCAGCCCUGACCGUCCCGCAGAACCCCAAACCCAGACGCCUUCGGACUUUCAGACUGGGCACAGGGUCCACAGCAACAGCAGCCGCAGCUUGAGAAUGUUUAUGACUGUCAAUCAUCCCAUCUGUAGUGCUCAUGCCAAUAAAAUGUCCUCCUCAAACACA
This is a messenger RNA of Alosa alosa (allis shad), 1935 nucleotides long. It is a transcript of the gene dhps, whose product is annotated as deoxyhypusine synthase. Bases 133 to 1239 code for a protein of 368 amino acids. The record is from RefSeq and is a predicted model, not a curated record. Gene Ontology annotation, cellular component: cytoplasm. The transcript is spliced from 10 exons. Gene Ontology annotation, biological process: peptidyl-hypusine biosynthetic process. Gene Ontology annotation, molecular function: deoxyhypusine synthase activity. NCBI's taxonomy places the organism in Eukaryota, Metazoa, Chordata, Actinopteri, Clupeiformes, Clupeidae.